CUAACGAUGCGUCUGUUAGUUGUACUUCUCAGUAAUUGCGUUACUAUACAACGUUCGAAACGACAAACAUACAAAUAUGAUGACGCCUUCAUGGCAUAUGCGAAUCCGCAUCCUAACACAAAGGUGAAGCAGGGCUUCUUAACGCGAUACGCACCACAGGAUUGGCCGAAGUGGUACUCGCGAACUAUGAUGCAAUGGGAUGGUAUAUCCGUAUUAUCGCCCUAUGAUACCAACGAUGUACGCUAUCCAGCAUGGCAUGCCACGAGAAUCAAAGGAGGUCGUUAG
Haemonchus placei is the source of this 285-nucleotide messenger RNA. NCBI's taxonomy places the organism in Eukaryota, Metazoa, Nematoda, Chromadorea, Rhabditida, Trichostrongylidae. The record is from the annotation of a GenBank genome assembly.